CUUAGAUAGAUGUAUUACUUGCAGUACGACGAUCGUGAUCUGACACUGGUUACAGCUCGCAUUAAUGCUCGAUUAGCAGCCGAGAUGGGGCGCACAGUUAUUGAAGUGCUCCCGAGAUGUGAUGAUUGGACUUCAGUUCACGUGGCAUCCACCAACCUACUGAUAACUGCUAUAGCUUUAGGAAGCAUCUUUGUCGCAAGUGACUUCUGUCGUCGAGAAGAGUAUGUUGACAGCAGUAUAAAUUUCACAGUCGAUAUCUUCACAGCAACUCCGAAACUGAAGAAGUGGUCACCAGGGUUGCGGCCUAUUGAACAGUACUUCAUUCUUGAGUUGAAACGAGUUGCAGAGCACAGAAGAAAUGUUAAGGAGCUCCUGGAUCCGGUCAUAACUGAGAGGUAAAAUAUGGCCAAAGAAGGGCAACCGUUGCCCGAUGAUAUCCUUCAGUGGAUGUUGAACAGGCGUGAAGAUUUCAACCUGGCCGAAGACUAUAUAUCCACAGUUCAGUUGAACCUUGAGUUAGCUUCUAUCCAUACGACAGCGCUGACAAUCGUAUCCAUGUAAGUCUAUGUGAGAAAAAAUUCUUGAUAAUCAGCUAAUGCUAAUAUUCAGUCUGUAUGACCUCGUAACUCGUCCCGAACUUAUUGAAGAUAUUAGAGAGGAAAUCAAGAAUGCCGUAGCGAAUAGCGAUGGUAUAAUAACUAUGCGCGCCCUUUUUGAGAUGAAGCUCCUUGACAGUGUCACGAAGGAGACUGUAAGAUUAACUCCGGGAAGCCUUGGUUAGAUAUGCUCAAGAAUUUGAGACAUUGAGGUUGAAUUAUUAUUUUCGAAGGGAAAUUAUUUGGGGAUUUUUCGAUUAUUGAUUGCGAGGACAUGGGAAGUUUAGCAAUGGUGGCCACAUUUGCGGUGAAUAAGUAUGCGUUAUUUAAUAUCACUUCAUGAAGAGCGUCUUGUUAAAAG
Messenger RNA from Daldinia loculata, 957 nucleotides. RefSeq lists its product as uncharacterized. Gene Ontology annotation, molecular function: oxidoreductase activity, acting on paired donors, with incorporation or reduction of molecular oxygen; heme binding; iron ion binding. The record is from RefSeq and is a predicted model, not a curated record. The coding region runs from base 596 to 781 and encodes 61 amino acids. The transcript has a single exon. Lineage: Eukaryota; Fungi; Ascomycota; Sordariomycetes; Xylariales; Hypoxylaceae.